AUGUUUGAUGGCUGACAAUGUGGUUGCCUGCUGAUUUCUUUUCUUUUUUUACACUUUUAAAAAUGAACAUCCAUACUUGCCAUGCAUCACCUAAACAAGAAAAAAAAACUAAUUUGAAUAACUUGGAAACAAUGUAUUUUAAAGCUCUUUUACAGUUUUAUGCAUCCAAUUGAUAGAGUAUAGAAUGUCAGGUGUAGAUCAGUUUUCCCGCAGAGCCAUCUGACCCCAGCUCCUCCAGUGAGUCAGGUGACCACCGGUCUUACCCGGAGCCCCGACCUCCCUCCAGUGCAAAGGAUCUCUCUUACCACUGAGCAUGGCGUUCAUCGCAAAGACAUUCUACGACCUGAAGGCCACCACGCUGGAGGGCGACCCGGUGGACUUCAACGUGUACCGUGGACGGGUGGUGCUGAUAGAGAACGUGGCGUCACUCUGAGGCACCACCGGCCAGGACUUCAGCCAGCUCAAGCAGCUCCAGAGCAAGUACCCCCAUCGACUGGUGGUCCUGGCCUUCCCCUGUAACCAAUUUGGGUAUCAGGAGAAUUGUAGUAAUGGUGAGAUCCUAAAUUCUCUACAGCACGUGCGUCCAGGCGGAGGAUUCCAGCCCAACUUCACCAUCUUCGAGAAGUGCGACGUCAAUGGAGUAAACACACAUCCUGUCUUUGCAUAUCUCAAAGAAAGACUCCCCUAUCCCGGCGAUGACCCCAACUCACUCAUGCAGGACCCCAAAUACCUGGUUUGGAGUCCCGUCAGCAGGACCGACAUAUCUUGGAACUUUGAGAAAUUCCUCAUAGCGCCUGAGGGAGAGCCGUUUAAAAGAUACAGCAGAAAGUUCCCCACCGUUGACAUUGAGCCUGACGUUCAACGAUUGUUAAAAUUAACCAAAAGUUAAGAAUGCAGACUUUUAACACCACACGUUUAAGUCUUAUUUAAUGAAGGUGAUAUUAUGAAACUCAACAGGGAUAUCAUCUGAAGCUCUGUAAGAACUUAAAUGAAGUGGUAACAACGUUUUCUUCAAUUCAACCUUAAUUACCUUCUCAAUAGGAGUAGGUUAGUGAUGGUCUACGGCGUGCUCUGACUUGCAUACAAACUCAGAUCACACCGUAUUAAGGUGAAAAAUACUAGGCCAUAAAAACAAAUCAAAUGGAAAAAUUUCUCGUAAAAUUUCUUUAUUCAAGUACCAUACAUUUUUUUUCUUAAACAAAUUUUUCUGUUUUAAAAAAAUAAAAUAAAAAAUACAUUGACAUUUUUAAAAUGUUUUUCCCCUCUUAGAAUGAUUCCCCCC
Messenger RNA from Phycodurus eques (leafy seadragon), 1282 nucleotides. It is a transcript of the gene gpx2, whose product is annotated as glutathione peroxidase 2. Lineage: Eukaryota; Metazoa; Chordata; Actinopteri; Syngnathiformes; Syngnathidae. Gene Ontology annotation, molecular function: glutathione peroxidase activity. The transcript is spliced from 2 exons. The record is from RefSeq and is a predicted model, not a curated record. Gene Ontology annotation, biological process: response to oxidative stress.